Actinia tenebrosa (Australian red waratah sea anemone) is the source of this 2348-nucleotide messenger RNA. RefSeq lists its product as uncharacterized. The record is from RefSeq and is a predicted model, not a curated record. NCBI's taxonomy places the organism in Eukaryota, Metazoa, Cnidaria, Anthozoa, Actiniaria, Actiniidae. Gene Ontology annotation, cellular component: cytoplasm. Gene Ontology annotation, molecular function: glycerophospholipid phospholipase A1 activity; A2-type glycerophospholipase activity. Gene Ontology annotation, biological process: N-acylphosphatidylethanolamine metabolic process.
GGUAAAACCAUGCGACGAGAGACGGCUCACUAGCGUAGUAUAAAUAUCUUGUUGUAGAAGAAAGUUUUCUUCGUGUACGGGUUGAAUGUUUUGAGCUUAGAAAAAGAAUACAAUAGGACUUCACUAUUUUUGGUUUUUAAAGUCCUUUCAAGGAACCUAUAGCUAAGAGGGUUAUUAUUGUGCAAGCAUCUAUAGCAACAAUUUAAAGCAUACGUACAUAUAUACAAAAUAAUGGCAGAAUGCAGCUCAUGUCACACCGUUAUGCCUCACAUGGAAAACCUAAUGGUCCAAUCGAAUAGAAACCUUGCAGUGCAAUAUGAUACAAUCUGUGAACUUGUAGACUCUGACUCACAACCUUCACCUGUGUCAAGAAGGAAAACUCCUCCUCAACCUGAGCCCUCAAAUGAACAGGCUUGCCUGCCUAAAAACUACCCAGUGCAAUAUGAUACAAUCUGUGAACUUGUAGACUCUGACUCAAGUCCUUCACCCGUGUUAAGAAGGAAAACUCCUCCUCAAUCUGAGUCCUCAAAUGAACAGGCCUGGCUGCCUGACAAUUCAGAAUGCUGCUCAGUAAAAGGGGAUAAAACGCCUCUUCCUAAAGAAACUUCAGUUGAAGGUGGUCACAUUCUUGCAUCUGAAAACGUUACGAAAACAGAAGAAAAGAGUAUUGCCCAAGAUGAAAGUAGUGCAACAAAAAGUUGUAAGAUUGUUGUGCAAGAAGUUUUGCCAAUACCACAAGUUGUCAAUUUUGUGCCCCACCCUGACAACGUGAAAAAUGUCAGAAAACCCAAAGACACAUUUGUCACAGUUGAGGAGGAUCAUAUUGGAAAUGGUGAGCUACAUAGGCAUGUUCCAGAGGUUUCCACAGAGAAAGAAGACACAAGCGAUGGCUACAACUUUGCUAAAGAAGAUAAUUCAGCAAAGCAAGACCAAAGCCAUUACCAAACAUUGGGGUUUCCAACCAACAUUGACCACUGCUCUGGUGAGAAUAUUUCUACUGAUGAAUGCCACAAGAGAGAUAGGCAUUGCUGUGCAAUGCCAGACAUUUCACGUGGGGAUUUGAUAGCUAUCACAAGAUUUAGGCAUUCAUACAAACACUUUAUGGUUUAUAUAGGAGAUGGGGAUGUUGUGCACCGAACAGGCGGAAAAGACGAGUGGUUCAGCUUUAGAAAAGGAAGAAUCAAAAGGGAAAAGCUUGCCGACAUUGUAUCAGAUAGCUCUAUGUGUACAUUGGUUAUUGAAAAUGGGUCAUGGGAGGGUCAUGACCCUCUACCCACAGACGAAAUCAUCGACAGAGCCAUUUCAAAAAUUGACGAAAAAGGAUAUAAUCUGAUUUCAAAAAACUGCGAACACUUUGCUCGCUGGUGUCGAUAUGGGCAAGAAGUCAGCAAACAAGUAAACGACCUACUAUCUCAAAUAAUGCUUGCUGCAGUUAUUAGUAUUCCACUACUUGCUUUUACAUGUAUCUUCUAUUUUUUUUAAUGAGCUACAGUAAAAACCUGCAAAAAAACCCAGUGGAUUAAGAACCACCAGGCUGAAAUUUAGCCAUUAGAGAUUUUGUACCAUCACGUGACGUCAGCCAUGUUAGAUGACAGGAACAAUACUACAUUUUACUUGAGAAAGAAUUCAAUUCCCAAGACCGAAGGGAUCUUUUGUUCUGAUACCAACCACAGGCAGUCCGAGGUAGAUUAUUAUAUGGGCGUGGGCAAGCGAUAUACAAAUAUACCAAUAUACAAAAAGCACUUCAGCCUUACAACUGAGACAGGUUCUUACGUGAAAAUUACAUUAAAGCUUUUAUUGACAAACAUCUACACUUGCAUGUUCUAAUAAGAUCUUUGAGAAUAUUGUUAAAUGUUUAAUAUAAAUAUAAAACCUUCUGGGGUCAAUACCUGUAGCUGUAACUUCUUAAAUAAAACACCUUUAAAUAAGAACCUAAGUGUUAAUAAGUACUCAGCCUGGUUUCUCACUAGAUACCAAAUAUAUAAGAACCAAUACAGCCUGACUUGGAAAAUUGGUGCUUCUUUUAUGUUGGUUUUUACUGUAUUUGGUUAAAAAUCUCCAAGCAAAUGCAGACGAUACUGAACUGAUGAUGGCACACCAAACUCAAGAUGAACAAUAUUAAGACUGCUUCUUUUGAAACGCAAAAAGAAAAGAUCGUUAGUAGUUGGAAUGGUAGUUGAAUAGUACAUUUAUUAUUUCCAUUGAUUUCUCUUGUGUCUUGACUAUUACACAAGUAAUUUUGGUUCCACAGGUUAACUAGAGUACAAACACUAGUGUGCAACACUUUGCACUAUUUAGUAGUAAAUAGUAAUAAUUAAACAAUAGAAAACAAUAGGAUUAGCAUAAUU